UAUAUACACGAAAGUAGUAGAUCAACUAGAAGUUAAACAUCGAUCAGAGAGAGAGAGAGAGAGAGAGAUAAUGGGAAGGGGACGAAUUCUAGCUCUCCCAUAUCCAGCACAAGGAUAUGUGAGCCCUAUGAUGGCCCUUUGUCGUGUAUUAGAAAAACUUGGUUUCAAAGUCACAUUUGUGAACACAGACUUCAACCACAAGCGUAUCAUGAGAGCAGGGGUUGGGAGGGAUAGCCUAAGCAUGGGUUCGAACAACAUUAAUUUUGUGUCAAUCCCAGAUGGGUUGGAUCCUGAGGACGAGAGAAACGAACAUGAAUUCCCCAAGUUGUGUCAAUCCAUGUUACUUACCAUGCCUGCAAAGCUUGAGGAGCUCGUACGAGGUAUUAAUAAUAAUGCUGCUACUCAUGACGAUGACAAGAUUACUUAUUUCCUUACCGAUGGAAUCAAUGGACGCGGGACUGAUCAAUCGCCGGAAGAAGUGGAAAACAUACUAAGUCUCCCAACAGGCGAUUCAGACACGCCAAAGAUCAUGUUUGAAUAUAUGGCACGAAACCUUAAAGCCAUGAAAAAGACGGAGUGGUGGCUUUGUAAUUCAGCAUAUGAACUGGAGCCGGAUGAGUUUGCUAAGGUUCCAAGACUACUACCAAUCGGCCCAAUUCAGACAGAGAUCAGUGGGAGCUCGAGGGCACAGUUCUUCCAAGAAGACUCCUCUUGCCUAGAAUGGCUCGACCAGCAGCCACCCUGCUCAGUCAUAUACGUUGCUUUUGGCAGCAUCGUAACUUUUGAACCAACCCAAUUCCAAGAGCUAGCUCUCGGACUUGACCUCACCAACAGGCCUUUCCUUUGGGCGGUGCGUCCAAAUAUCAUCAACAGCUCAAGCUGUGCAUUUCCAGAUGAAUUCAAAGGCACUCGUGGGAAGAUUAUAACUUGGGCACCUCAACCAAGAGUCUUGAAUCACCCCUCCAUCGCCUGUUUUCUAAGCCAUUGUGGUUGGACUUCCACCAUAGAAGGUUUAUCAAAUGCUGUGCCUUUUUUGUGCUGGCCCUUCGUUGCUGACCAGAUCACUAACAAGAAGUGCAUUUGCGAUGUGUGGAAGGUUGGAGUAGGAAUAUUUGACCCUGAUGACAAUCAUGGAAUCAUUCCACGCAGUGAAAUUAAGAAGAAGGUUGAUCUACUGCUCGGCGAUGAUAACAUUAGGGCAAGAUCUUCACAACUUAGGGACACGGUCCUGAGCACUACUGCGGAAGGUGGUCGGUCCUCCAAGAAUCUCAACAACUUCCUCAAUUGGCUCAGGGAAUAAUGAAGAUCGAUCGAUCAUAGCAAGCUGGCCAGUGCAUGCAUGCUUUUUUUUUUUAAUUAUUGGAAGUUCAAAUUUCCGUCCGUGAAGAAACUCGAUCUUGAGAAGAUCUCGAAGCAAAUAAAAUAUAUAUAUAUAUAUAUGCAGAAUCUGGUUAAUUUGCAAUAAUAUUGUUAUCUCAUGACCUCUUUUCUUAAAUAAUUGUUGAUCUUAAUUUGAAUACAGUAGUAGGACGUACUAAUUUUCCUCGAUC
Messenger RNA from Carya illinoinensis, 1550 nucleotides. Its product is annotated as UDP-glycosyltransferase 83A1-like. The coding region runs from base 71 to 1300 and encodes 409 amino acids. NCBI's taxonomy places the organism in Eukaryota, Viridiplantae, Streptophyta, Magnoliopsida, Fagales, Juglandaceae. The transcript has 2 exons. Gene Ontology annotation, molecular function: UDP-glycosyltransferase activity. The record is from RefSeq and is a predicted model, not a curated record.